Mollisia scopiformis is the source of this 519-nucleotide messenger RNA. RefSeq lists its product as uncharacterized. Lineage: Eukaryota; Fungi; Ascomycota; Leotiomycetes; Helotiales; Mollisiaceae. The record is from RefSeq and is a predicted model, not a curated record. The annotation marks the transcript as partial. The transcript has a single exon.
AAAUCUAUAAGAGCCGUUGGCAAUGUCGAUUCUCUACCUGGCUGGAGUCCAAAUUCAAGUCAUAGACUCCCGCCUGCUUCAGCAUCCCAAAAUCGUCUCUCUGAGCUAUUUUUGCUCGUCUUACCAUGACUGUCCUCGUCGACCACGUCCAUUACAACGAACUCCCUCUCUUGGGGAGGCGAAUAUCUCCCGCCAAGUCAAUACUUAUCUAUGCUCACCCUAUCUGCAACGCUAACCACUCGGACGAUUGUACAGGCCCCGCACGUCGACGACAUCAUCAACGGUCCUAUCCGCGAUGUCUUCCUCAAGCAUGCCGCUAACCUCGCCUUCUGCCUCUGCCUCCAGCACCGCCACCACACCGUCGGCGCCGACAAAGCCGUAGUCAAGGUCGAAGGCACCGCCCACUUGAUGGAUAGUUAGGCCGUCAAAGACAUCGUCUCCUCCGGGAACAAGGUCGUUCCGACGACUUGGAUGACUAAUAGAGUUUGCCGUCGUCCCUGCAGCGUAUGUCGUAUUUCU